Trichoderma asperellum CBS 433.97 is the source of this 474-nucleotide messenger RNA. The record is from RefSeq and is a predicted model, not a curated record. Lineage: Eukaryota; Fungi; Ascomycota; Sordariomycetes; Hypocreales; Hypocreaceae.
AUGCCUCCUACGACGACAGGCUGGAAGAAGCAGGAGAUGGAGAAGACGACGCCAACUACUAUAUUAAUUGCUUGCUACAGUUCCAAGCGAUAUUCGUCACCAGUCAAGAUGCAUAUCAAGCGCGCAUUGCCGCCAAAAGAAAUGCCGCCGGCGCGCCGGGCUGUCCUGGCCGCGCCUGUACUGGCAACUUUUGGCCCCAAGGCCCAUAUACCUGGAUUUUCCGAGCUCUUGCGCCCACUUUUGGCUUGUCAUCUGUCAUCUACUCCAGACUCCCGCUCCGAGGCCACCGUGCGCCUUGCUAGAAGGGCUAGUGCAAGCACGUACAUUCUUAGUCUAUUGUCCAUGUGCUCUGCUUUGCGCCGGAUACCAGCUGCUGCACGGGCACGCAGCGGAAUUCAGCCCAUCCCAUAUCAUAUUCCCGCACAGAUUGUAUGGCGGUCGCCGGCCACGUUUCUCUUGUGUGGCUGGCGCUAA